AUGGUGUCAAACUUCAAAUCCCAAUUGUUGAUCUCAAGAGGCAUUGGCAAUGAUCACGCUCGGGAAGGAAUGGUGAAGGCAAUUAAAGAUGCAUGUGAAACAUGGAGGUUCUUUCAGAUGGUUUACCAUGGAGUUCCACUUGCUGUUAUGGAGGAGAUGCUUGAAGGUAUUUGUAGAUUUCACGAGCAGCCUGCAGAAGACAAGAUGGAUUUGUACUCUCGUGACUUCAAGAAUUCAGUCAACUUUUAUUGCAGUGGAGAUCUGAAAUUGCGUGCAAAAUCAGCAGCAGAUUGGAGAGACACCUUAUCUUGCAGAGCCGUAGAUGAUAAAUGGGACUUUGAAGCAUUGCCUCGAGUGUGCAGACGUGAAAUAAUACUAGUACUAGAAGCUGAAUCGGACCCAGUUGGAGCCAAAGAAAGCGGUGGAGAUUUGACCGAGUUGGUGGUUGGAUUCAUCAGAUUAAUCGUCAGACGCGGCGGUGCUACUGACCCGGUUGAGGGAGUUGAAUCGAAAGACGAGCUGAAGCUCCACCACUCAACGCUGUGGAUUUAUGUGUUUCCUUGGGUCAACCCGACAAUCCGACAUACAUGA
Messenger RNA from Rosa rugosa (rugosa rose), 591 nucleotides. Its product is annotated as 1-aminocyclopropane-1-carboxylate oxidase homolog 5-like. The transcript has 3 exons. Lineage: Eukaryota; Viridiplantae; Streptophyta; Magnoliopsida; Rosales; Rosaceae. The record is from RefSeq and is a predicted model, not a curated record. The coding region runs from base 1 to 591 and encodes 196 amino acids.